Molecule: messenger RNA, 2117 nt
Organism: Acanthopagrus latus (yellowfin seabream)
Lineage: Eukaryota; Metazoa; Chordata; Actinopteri; Spariformes; Sparidae
Gene: hjv
Product: hemojuvelin BMP co-receptor
Exons: 5
Coding region: 529-1788 (419 amino acids)
Biological process (GO): BMP signaling pathway
Cellular component (GO): plasma membrane
Molecular function (GO): coreceptor activity
Source: RefSeq, a predicted model, not a curated record
UGGUCUCUGAGGGUGUCUGGGUCAGGUUUAGCUCCGGUCGCUCCUGUUCGAUCAUUAAAGAAAAUGUUUGGGUGAAAAAUGAAAAAUGUCAUCUCAUCUGUAACCAAUGAUUGAACAGCAGCAUAUUAAGCCCCGCCCCUCCGCCUGCUGCUGUUUGUUCUGCAGAAAAAAUCAAACAAACAGACGAGAGUCCAUGUUACAACACACACACACACACACACACACACACACACACACACACACACACAGCAGUGAUUCUUCAGGUUGUUGUGAGCAGCGUCUGUCUGCAGGAUCAUCGUGUCGUCGGAGGAUUUCAGGAUUCUGAUUUAUUUAAAGUUGUUUAAUGAGAUCAGAUGUUCUGCUGUGCAGAACUGGACUGACUGUGGACACAGCUGUGUCCGUGUCUGUGUGUGUGUGUGUGUGUGUGUGUGUGUGUGUGUGUGUGUUAACCUGCAGGUGUCUGAUGCAAGAUGAUGAAGGUAUGAGCAGGUAACACAGCAGGUGAUCUCUGUGAACUCUGAACUGCUGAUGGAGCUGCAGCACACUGCGUUACCAUGGAAAUGCUGCAUCCAGCUGGGUCUGCUGCUUGUCCUACUGAGUUUACCUGAAGGAACAGCUUCCUGUCGUAUCCUGAGGUGUAACUCGGACUUUGUGGCUGCGACAUUGGACCUGAGUGGAGGAGGAGCUCCAGGAGGAGGAGGACCAGGAGGAGGUGUGGCUUUCAGCAGGGAGGCGGUGAGCGCUGGUUACUGCAGCGCCCUGCGCUCCUACGCCAUGUGCACCAAGCGGAUGGCGCGGGCGUGUCGCGGUGACCUGGCCUAUCACUCAGCUGUUCAGGGUAUUGAGGACCUGCUGAUUCAGCACCGCUGCCCGCGGGCGGGGCCCACUGUCCAGCCCCGUCCCCUGCCUCAGGGCACACUGUCGGGAGAUGCCUGCCAUUAUGAGAGGAGCCUCUUCAUCAGAGAGGGCCGGACUCCAGAGUACCUACACUGCGGAGUUUUCGGAGACCCGCACGUCCGAACCUUCAACAAUGACUUCCAGACGUGUGCCGUGCAGGGGGCGUGGCCUCUCAUAGACAACGAGUACUUGUACAUACAGGCCACCAGCUCGCCAGUAAGGGGUGGGGCACAUGCCACUGUGCUGACGAAGAUCACCAUCAUCUUUAAGAACUGGCGUCAGUGUGUCGAUCAGCAGCUCUACCAGGCUGAGCUCGAUAACGUUCCUGCCGCCUUCGUUGAUGGCUCGGUGACGAGCGGUGAGCGGCGAGGUCACCACAGCCUGACGGUGUGGACUCAGAGUCCCGGCCGACACGCAGAGAUCAGGGCGGCUCACAUCGGGACGCUGCUGGUGGUGCGUCAGAGUGGACACUCGCUCGGCCUGUCAGUCCGUUCGCCGCGCAGCAUCGUGGAAGCCUUUGGGCCGGAGCAGGACCUGCAGCUGUGUGUGUGGGGUUGCCCCGCCACCCAGAGAGUCCACAUACCAGCGCCAACAGGUUCCUCGUCACCCUCCUCCAUCAGUGCCCAUGCCCAGGCUCACUGUGCGGCACUGCUUCCUGUCCGAGAUGUCUACUACCAGGCCUGCGUGUUCGACCUGAUCACCAGCGGAGACCUGAACUCCAGCGUGGCUGCCGUCAGCGCACUGCAGGAUGCCCGAAACAUGAUCUCUGACAUGCAGAGAGUCCACCUGCUGCCCAGCGCUGCCGGCAAGCAACACAGAGCACGACUGGACCUCACGCUGCUGUUGCUGCUGCUGCUGAUCGGCAUGCUGGGAACUCUGAACAGAACCUGACACAGCAGGAAGUCCCUGCACACCUGUUCAUUAAGAUGGUGAUGUUAUGCCACACACCUGAGAUCAUGUGACCGCAGCAGAUCCAACAUGGCCUCCUGAUAUGAGAGACGAGCCUGAUGGAUGCCGUGUCUCUGAGUGCAAUGCAUGAUGGGAACUGAUUCUGUCGGCUUGUUCUGGAGGCUCGGCUGUGUGAGAUGAGACAAAGAUGCCGUGCUGCAAUCUGGUCCAAUCACACGUUUGUACUGAGAGACGAUGACAUCAUCGUCCCACAGCUUUGACUGUGAAGACAGUUCAGUCAUCGAUCAGUUAUUACAGACAUCUGACCUGUG